Messenger RNA from Cordyceps militaris CM01, 2169 nucleotides. RefSeq names its product WD40 repeat-like-containing domain. The transcript has 4 exons. Gene Ontology annotation, molecular function: protein binding. Gene Ontology annotation, cellular component: nucleus; CAF-1 complex. Gene Ontology annotation, biological process: DNA replication-dependent chromatin assembly; nucleosome assembly. The record is from RefSeq and is a predicted model, not a curated record. The coding region runs from base 1 to 2169 and encodes 722 amino acids. NCBI's taxonomy places the organism in Eukaryota, Fungi, Ascomycota, Sordariomycetes, Hypocreales, Cordycipitaceae.
AUGAAGGCCACACCCCUCAUCAUCAAUUGGCAUGAGCAAAACGCCCCCGUCUACUCGGCUCACUUCGAGCCUGGUGGCAAGGGUCGUCUGGCUACUGCUGGUGGUGAUAACCACGUUCGCAUCUGGAAACUCGACGCCAACGGUACCGAUCGCAAGGUCGAAUACCUUUCAACACUCUCCAAGCACAAUCAGGCCGUCAAUCGCCUGCACGCCCUCUUCUCCCUGCCAAACGGCGUUACUAACCGUGUCUCCCCCCUCACAGGCGAACUGCUUGCAUCUGCCGGCGACGAUGGAAACGUCAUUCUCUGGGUCCCCAGUGAGCUGAAUUCAUCAAACUUUGGGUCUGAUGGUCUCGAUGACAAAGAGUCCUGGCGUGCCAAGCACAUGUGUCGCUCAAGCGGUGCCGAAAUCUACGAUCUCGCCUGGUCUCCCGAUGGCGCCCAUUUCAUCAUCGGGAGCAUGGACAAUAUAGCUCGAAUCUACAGUGCCACAACAGGGAUACUCGUUCGACAAAUAGCAGAACACAGCCAUUACGUCCAAGGCGUCACAUGGGAUCCGUUGAACGAAUACAUUGCCACGCAGUCGUCCGACCGAUCAGUCCAUAUAUACUCUCUCAAAACAAAAGACGGACAAUACACCCUUAGCCACGAGGAUAAACCUCCCAAGCUCGCCAGCCACAUCAAGGCUGACCUGCCCCCGAGACGAAUUUCCUCCAGCAGCCCUGCCCCUCCCGACUUUGGUCAUCGAGCGCAGCUGUCCGUCGUCGACUCGAAUACUUCCAUAGGAUCACCAGUCCCGUCAGCACCAGGAACACCAACCUCGUUCCCUCUACCCAUGAAUCCGCCCAGCGUCGUUAGCCACAGUCGCCGAUCCUCCUUUUCGUCUCGUCGAUCCGCGUCCCCAGCGCCUUCGUUACCACUGCCCGCUGUAAUGCCCAUGGAAGCGUCCCCCAAGCCUCAUGCCUCCUCUUCUCUUUUCGGACUUGGCAUGAAGAAUGCAAGCCUUUACGCAAACGAGACUCUGACUUCCUUCUUCCGACGUCUCACCUUCACCCCCGAUGGUAGCUUGCUGCUCACACCAUCUGGCCAAUAUCAAAACCAGCACCAGACAGACAAGGAUGCAAAGCCCACAUACGAGGUCAUAAAUACUGUCUAUAUCUACACAAGAGGAGGCAUCAACAGACCGCCCGUCGCGCACCUCCCGGGCCACAAGAAGCCGUCCGUCGUCGUCAAAUGCUCUCCACUAUUCUAUACCCUCCGUACCGCCCUUCCAACCAAGAACAUCACCAUUGACACAUCCUCUGCCGAAGAGGACAUUCCAGCGCUGCCGGAGCCUCUUUCGCGACCAACGUCACCCGCACCAGUUAUGGAACCGCCGCCGCCACCUGCUGCUGUUCCCGAUGUUACGUCAACACCAGCUAAGCCAACUGGCGCCGCAACGAGUGCUGCCACGCCAGGUCCCAAGCCAGCCUUCUCGCUGCCGUAUAGAAUGGUGCUUGCUGUAGCCACCCAGGACUCUGUUCUGUUAUAUGAUACGCAGCAAAAGACACCAAUCUGUGUCGUCAGCAACCUGCAUUGCGCGACCUUUACUGAUCUUGCCUGGUCAAAUGAUGGACUUACAUUACUCGUCUCGUCAUCUGAUGGCUUUUGUUCAACACUAUCCUUUGCACCCGGAGAGUUGGGAGACAUAUAUCAGGGCGAAAUCGGCCCACCAGCUAAGAUACAUGCCAGUGCGACCAACCAUAAUACCCCCCUCGCUACGCCCACGACGGCUUUUGCUCCUCCGUCACCUUACCACAGCGGCUCGCAUCAUCAUAAUCGCAACUCGACUAGCUCGUUCACGGCGCCGUCGCCCCCAGCUUCAGUGAGUGCCGCCUCACAGAGGCCGCCCUCGCCGGCGAGAUCAAACUCGACAUCGUCUAUAGCAACUCAGUCCUCCUCGAUACCUAUCGGAGUGGUCAGUAACCCUACCCUCAUAGCAGGGACUGUGCCAACCGUCGCCGCCACCAAUUCAGGCAAAGUGACUGGCGUUCCCAUGACGACUCCACCACAAACUCCCAGCAAUGCAGUGACUGGCAGCAAGAGAGAUGCAACCGACAGCGAAAAGGAGGAUGUUAACGAGCCCAAGAAGAGAAGAAUUGCACCGACUCCAGUAAAGUCAAAGAACUAG